This is a messenger RNA of Cajanus cajan (pigeon pea), 2694 nucleotides long. The record is from RefSeq and is a predicted model, not a curated record. NCBI's taxonomy places the organism in Eukaryota, Viridiplantae, Streptophyta, Magnoliopsida, Fabales, Fabaceae.
AAAAAAUAUAAAAAGGAAAAUUACGCACUUUACGUUGCGAGAAAAUAAUGGAAAAGAGAAAAUUCUCCGAUUCCCCUUUUUAGUUUAUAGCUGAGAGAGAGAAAUUAAAAAUCACGCGACGACUUUUGAUUCUUCCAUUCACGAAUUGCGUUAGGGUUUCGUAAUUUUGCGUUGCGGUGCUUUUUCGAUCAAUUUUCCUCGAAAGUUUUAUUCUUUUUCGGUUUCUGAGUUUUGGGUUGUUAAAUUGAGAAUUGAGAAUUGGUUUUGAAGGUUCAGAAAGAGAAAGAGAGAGAGAGAGAGAGAGAGAAGGGGAAAAUAUGAUGGCUUCUUCUUCUUCUUCAGCUACUGUCGCAGUAGAGAAGGCGACCAGCGAUCUUCUUAUGGGCCCUGAUUGGACCAUGAACAUCGAAAUAUGUGAUUCCAUCAAUUCUAAUCAUUGGCAGCCAAAAGAUGUGGUAAAAGCUGUGAAGAAGAGAUUACAACAUAGGAGCUCUAGAGUUCAAUUACUUGCUCUCACGCUUCUGGAGACAAUGGUGAAGAACUGUGGUGAUUAUGUGCACUUUCAGAUUGCUGAGCGGAACUUAUUAGAGGAGAUGAUCAAAAUCGUAAGGAAGAAGGCAGAUAUGCAAGUGAGGGAUAAAAUUUUAGUGUUGCUGGACUCAUGGCAAGAGGCAUUCGGGGGACCAGGUGGUAAAUAUCCUCAGUACUUUUGGGCAUAUGAGGAAUUAAGGCGAACUGGAGUAGUUUUUCCAAAGCGUUCACCAGAUGCAGCUCCAAUAUUUACACCACCUCCUACCCAUCCAAAUUUAAGAAAUAUGCAAGCUGGAUAUGGGAUGCCUAGCACUUCAUCAAAAACACUUGAUGAAACCAUGGCAACAGAGAUAGAAAGCUUAAGUUUUUCAAGUUUGGAGUCCAUGCAACAUGUUUUGGACCCUUUGAGUGACAUGUUACAGGCUGUGAAUCCUAGUGAUCGGGCGGCUGUAAGAGACGAAGUCAUUAUUGAUCUUGUUGAUCGCUGUCGGACAAACCAGAAAAAAUUGAUGCAGAUGCUAACAACAACUGGGGAUGAGGAUCUUCUUGGAAGAGGCCUCGAAUUAAAUGAUAGUAUUCAAAGUUUGCUUGCAAGGCAUGAUGCAAUUGCUUCUGGUACUUCAUUUCCAAUUCAAGGUGCAAGUUCCAGCACUGUGUCAACUGAAGUUCACUCUAGUGUCGAUCAAUCUGAUGUAAAGAGCUCCAGCCCUGUCGAGUCUGCUUCGACACCUAAAGCUAGCUCUUCAGCCAUAGUCUUUACUGAAAACAGGAGCCAAAGUGAUGAAGAGGAAGAAGAUGAAUUUGCGCAGCAAGCUCGGAGGCAUUCUAAGGCACAGCCAGUAACUUCAAAAGAUGCUACAACUGGAUCCAGUGAAAAUUCUGGGUCAAGUCCAAAUGUGCCAGACCCCUCAACCUCAGGCCCAUCCAAUGCCUUAGUUCUUUCUGACCCACCUGCUCCAAUUAGCGCUGCAAAGGACCAGGACAUUAUUGACUUACUGAGUAUCACAUUGUCAAUGUCACCGUCGUCACAGACAACUUAUGAACCACCGCCACAGACAACUUAUGAACCAUCUCCACAGACAACUUAUGAACCAUCAGGCUCUAGCCAAGGCAUUCAUCAGAGACCCGUUCCAUCUGGAACAGAAGGGUAUUCUUAUGCUUCCCAAACAUAUCCGGGAAAUUUGGCAUACAACAGUUACGUUGUUCCUUGGGCUCAAACUCAACCUAAGUCAGAAUUUCAAACCCAGCCUCAACAACAGACGUAUCAAUCUCAACAACAGACGUUUCAAUCUCAAUCCCAACCUCCAACCCCACCCUCAGCUCGACAAUUACAUACGCAUUAUGAAUCCAAACAAGCACCGCUUCAUCAAUCGACCCAUCCACAGUCUGAACCAUUGCAAUCACAACCCCCAGGUGCAUUGCAACCACAACCUCAACAUCAUCAAUAUAGCCCUCCUCAACAGCAUUUGCAACCUCCUAAUGAACCCCAACCACUACAGUAUCAGCCACAGCACCAACCACCACAGUCUCAACCCCAGCUUCAGUUACAGUAUCAGCACCAACCUGCGCAUGCUCAGCAACCUCAAUCGCAACCGAAUCAACAUGUUCAAUAUCCUUCGAGAUAUCCUCCCCCACCAUGGGCUGCUACACCUGGAUAUGCCAACUAUCAAAACCACUCAACUGCUACAAAUGCGAUUUCAUCUCCUCAAGGCAGCACAACAGCAUCUUAUACAUCUGCACCAGGGGUUAGGCCUUCUGGAGUGAGGAACCCAACAAGUGCAACUGGACAAAGGCCUUUCGUUCCGUCUUACAGGUUAUUUGAAGAUCUGAAUGUUUUUGGAAACACAGAUGGAAGGGUAAAGAUGACCAGCAGUGGCACAUCAUCCAGCUUGUCAGGGUCAAUGGGACCUGGCAUGGUUGGGGGGCGCAAGUGAAGUUUUUAUUCAUGUGUAAAAAUGUGUUGAUACGCUGUAAAAAAUGGGACCAGCAGUAUUAUUAGCUUCUCAUUUGCAUCUUAUGUAAGUUCUUUAGAUUGAUACUAGUGCUCCUUCCUAUUUGAGUAGAUCAUAAAGUCAUUAGUUUGAGUGUUACCUCAGACGACACAUGACUUUGAACAUUCUUUCAUGUAAGGUUUUCUGGUAGUGCUUCUCUUUCUGGUGUUCA